AUGCAUUGGCAAAUCAUAUUAGCAACAAUUUCCUGCCUGUACAUUUGCCUAUCGAAAGCCGAAAAUGAAAAUUUUUCGCUAUUCUUUGAUGAGAAUUUGGAUUUAUUAUUGCUGGAUCCUAACUGCAUGAAAAACUCAACUUCAAGUUAUAGUUGUAUUGAUAGAUGUAAUGAAACCUAUGUAAGAAGUCAAAGUUGCAAUUGCGACGUUGAUUGUGUAAAAUAUCAUGAUUGCUGUUUCGAUUAUGCUCAUUAUUGUAUUGACCAACGAAGUGAUCUAUCCUCUGUUUUGUCGUCCAAUACUUCCAAGGAGUGGUUCGAUUUAAAUUUAAGUAAAUCAAAAAAAAAAUUGCCCGUGCUUGAAUGUACUGUUAAAUCUGUUCUAAUACUCGGAUCAUGUCCUGAAAACUGGCCAAAUGAUAUUAUUCGCUCUAAAUGUGAAAAUCCAUCAAUAACAAAUUUUGAUUAUUAUUCAUCGGUGCCAGUCUAUCAACGCUCCAGUAGCAACAAUUACCGCAACUUUUAUUGCGCUAUCUGCAAUGGGGCAGAUAUCAAAUUAUUGCAAUAUUGGACAACUAAAACGAUUUGCAGUAAUGGAUCAUUAGCCCGUAAAUUGAAAUUUAUAGACUACGUUAAGCAAUAUUGUAAGCCAUUAAACAGUAUACAUGAUUACAUGCCUCCAGAUGCAUCAAAAUCACGAUAUUGCGUUGAAAGUUCACGGUGUAAUGAAAUUGAUGCCAUGAGAAUUAUCGGCGAAGAAACCUUACGGCAGAAUAUUGUUAGGAGCUGUCAAGAAGCAGCUGCGUAUGUUCACUUUAAAGGAACAAUUUAUAAAAAUCCUUAUUGUGCUCGAUGUAGCAGUUAUUCAUUUUUAGAGUGCAUGAAUACUUAUUAUCCUGCACCUUUUAUUGAACCGAGUUAUAGCGAUCAGAAUUCACCGUCAGGCUCUGUUAUCAUGUUGAUCGAUUUCUCGAAUACAGGCCGAUUUCUUUAUACUGCUCAAAAAGGUAAUAAAGUAGUUAUUUAUGCUGGCCAUUGUCAACAAGGUUACUACUAUGAUCCAUUACAAAUGCGCUGCCAAGAGGUACUUUCCUAUAACCGAUCUAAUUGGAGUGAUCGCAAUGAUAGCGAUUGUGACGGGGAUUUUCCUCAAUUUUGUAAUUAUACACAAGGUCAAAUUAUUCAUAAUUGCUCUUCAGGCAUAAGGCUCAAUUCUACGCAAUUUAUUGUUAUUAAUACAACUCAUAUCCUACGAUACAGCGAUAAUAUUACUUAUCCUAUUCGAUCAAUUCAUCGAUCAUAUCUAACAAAUAAUGAAACUGUCAUCUAUAUCUGUUAUAAUCCUCUGCAAACUGAUAUUCUUCGCAAGACUAUUUUUGAAAUAAUAUCCUAUAGCGGUUUUGCACUGUCUAUUGGAGCAUUCUUUUUUAUCGUUAUGACAUACUGUUUGUUCUCUGAAUUACGCACACAUCCAGUGGUAACGAUUUACAGAACUAGGCAUAAGGCCAAAAAAAUUGGGAAGAAGCAUGGAAUUGGUAUUUCUGAUUGUCGAUUAUACCUGUCCAUGAUAACUGUAGUCGGAGUGACGUGGUUAAUUGGCAUACUAGCUAAUAUUAAAGCAAUGGCUUUAAUGUGGUAUCCCUAUCUGAUUCUGAACAAUCUUCAAGGCAUUUUCAUGAUUUUUGCUUUUAUAUUGAAUCCGCGUAAAAGGGUUGCUUGCGCUGACACUGCAUUCUGUGUCCUGUUGAAAUAUAUUGACGGUAGUAGAGGCUUCAAUGUACUGCCAGGUGCAACAUCUGUUGACUGCUCUACUUCCCUAUUAUUAACUGAUUAA
Molecule: messenger RNA, 1833 nt
Organism: Trichoplax adhaerens
Lineage: Eukaryota; Metazoa; Placozoa; Uniplacotomia; Trichoplacea; Trichoplacidae
Exons: 4
Coding region: 1-1833 (610 amino acids)
Source: RefSeq, a predicted model, not a curated record